UCUCGAAGACGCAACACAGUUAAACUCUUAUCUUCAUCUUCUUCAGGGGUUUUAAUUUGCGCCGAUGAGAAACCUAAAGAGAAAGUUCAAGUGAGGAUAUUUCGCGACCCCUGUUUUACUGUGAAGUACCCCGGAUUCCCGACUCGUCUGGAGGAGAAUGAGAUUAUUUUCGUCGAGGUAGAAGCUAUCGAUGAUGAUCGUGUUGUUAUUCCUGAAGAUUGUUACGUCAGUGCCAACAAGAAGCCCGACCAUUGCUCCACACAGGGAUAUCAACUCAUUAGCGAUCAUUGCCCGCGAGCUUUUCACUGUGAGUACUUACCGACAAGCAACAAGUCAGUACGAUUCAAAUUCUCCAACGUCCAGUUCUUUGGCCCGAAGGAACAACUCAUCUACCUUCACUGCAAAAUAACAACUUGUUGGAUGCUACAGGUGCCCAAGCCAAAUAGAUUCAAUUGUGGAACACUAACGUUACAUUGUCCUCAACGAAAGGACAGUCACGUGACGGUGGGUCUCUUUGUGGCGUGGCCGACUGGAGUUAAGUGCAAUCAAUCGAAUCUGACUCCAACAACCAGAGCAAAUAACACAACCCAGGGAAAAAUUCAAGUUCAAGUUGGAGUAUUUUCAAGCGACUCCUUCACCAAGACGUUUAAAUACAUCAGAUUCCCCAUUCAUUUGGAUGUGAACUCAAAUGUUUUCGUCGAGGUGGAAGUUACGGAAAAGGGCCAAAUAGCUAUUCCAAAAGAAUGUCAUGUGAGUGCAUUUAAGAACUAUAACCACAAUCCUGUGCUGGAAUACGAACUCAUCAAGGAUUAUUGCCCAGAUAAGUAUGAACUUAACUACCUUGAAUCAAAUGCAGUAAGCCAGGCCAUAAGAUUCAAAUUCCCCAUACGGCAGUACUUUGGGAUUGCAGAACAGUUCCUGUUCAUUCACUGCAAGGUUACCGCAUGCCAGAGGAGGCAGCCACCGAAAAUGACAGCAACCAACUGCAGGACGCUAGCACACUACUGUCCCCACCGGAGAGAAGAAAUCCAAGUGUCAGUGGGUCCAUUUGUGGUUUUACCAGAAGAACUCAAACAAGAUGAAGUGAUGGGACUAGCAAAUGGCAACAUUCAUUCAAAUGAAAUAGGUCAAGAUGAAGUGCAAGUCAAACUCUUUGACAGUAGCUGUUUUUCUCAAGAGUACCCCAAGUUCCCAAUUCCUUUAGGAAUGUGCGGCUAUGUUUACGUAGAAGCUAUAGCUACCCAGGUAGACCGUGUGGUGAUUCCCGAAAAAUGCCAGUUGAGUGGCUCCAAACACUUCACUGAUCACCUUUCCUCGGAAAGCUAUACAUUACUGGAAGACAGUUGUCCGUUAGGUUUAGAGUUUGAUUAUCUCCCAACGCACAACAAGGCCGUACGAUUCCGAUUUAGUUUUGACCAUUUCAAUGCAUCUGCGAAGGAUUUUCUAUACCUCCAUUGUUUAAUGACCACGUGUCAAAGAGGAGAAGUGCCCAGGAUGGCGCACUUUAAUUGUCUGACGCAAACACAGUACUGUCCACACCACAUAAAUACAGAAGUAUCUUUGGGCCCGUUUAUGGUGUGGCCGGAAGGAUGUAAUCAAGAAGAAAAGGGUGUAAAGAAGAGAACUGGUAAUUCUAGUGAAUUGAAGGGAGCAAAUAAUUUAAUCUUUGGAGAAGUUAAAGUUGAAAUAUUUGCGAACGAUUCCUUCACCGAGGAGGUCAAGUACAACAGAUUCCCUAUCCAUUUGGACUUGAGCUCGGUCGUCUUCAUUGAAGUAGAAGCCAUCUGGCAAGAACUUGUCGCUAUUCCCAAAGAGUGUCACAUAACUGCGUACAAGAACUGCUCCGAUCACCAUCCUAGCUUGGGAUACGGACUCGUCUUUGAUUACUGCCCUGAUGAUCUUCAAGUUGACUUCCUCCGAUCACCCAUGGGAAGCCGGGCUGUGCGAUUCAAGUUUCCUAUAAGGCAGUUCUUCGGGAUAGCCGAACAAUUCCUUUACCUCCAUUGUAAAAUGACCACAUGCAAGAGGAAGGACCCACCCAUGCUAACUAUGUUCAACUGCCGGACACAGUCUCAAUUCUGCCCUCUCCAAAAAGACUUCGACGUCACAGUUGGUCCCUUCAUGGUUUGGCCAGUAGGAAUUAAACGAGAUUGGAAGAUCAAAGAAAACACUGCCAAACCUACAGAAUAUAAACAAGGAGAUUCAUCACAAUUCUCUAGCGGAAACACAGAUACAAAGACAGAUGAAGUGUGUCUGACCUACGCAGAAGUUAUUAUGUCAGUUGUCGGUCCAGUUGUCGCUCUUGGUUUGAUGAUCGUACUCCGUGCAAUCCUCAGGAAGGCUUACGUAAAAAGAAAGCGGCAAAUAGAAUUGGCGCUGGAAACAGAUAAGGAACAAGCGUGAACCAGUCAGUGCCCAGCACUGGACUCUUGUCUUUUCCUUCUCACUCCCAAAAGCUAAAUGCCAAUUUUCAGCACUGUCUGUGUAAUACGUCUCCUGUGAUAUCAGUUUAAUCAAACAAUAUCUCCUAAUUGAUAUUUGUCUUUAUUCCCAUCACUUUUCUCCUUGAAAAUGUACUGAUAUUGUAAGGAGAAAUUCUCUUUUGGUCCCUUGUAGGAGUGAAAGAUUUACUGAAACCGCGGCCACCCGACAGAAGACCAUUUGAUGGGCUCUUUUUCAAUAGCACGUGAUGAUUCGAACCUUGCGCGCACUUUAAUUUUAUAAUCGUAACACUCGUUUCAGCGGCUUUUGUCUUAAUUUAUUUUUCUAAAUCAGCCAACGAAUCAACGGAAACUGAACUUGGGUAGCAUAUACAAUUUUCCAAUUAGUGCUAUCACAAUCAACGACCAUGCGAAAGUGAGAAAGGACCGGCAGUUUAAAAUUGAAAAUCAUCGGGUUAUCAAGCAUCACAGCUCAACGAACGCGUUAAGAGUUCAACCUCUUGUAUCCGAUAUUUAGUUGGCUGGAUUUUAAAAAGUUUUGAAUCUACACUUUUAGUUUUACCCCAAAAUUUGUUUCCAUUGUCCGGGUGACUUCGAUUUCAGUAGAUGCGUCGCAAGAUGAUUUUGUAUUACGUUACAGAAAUCUUUCAAUGUCAUCUCUCUUGUCAGGUUUGUUGAUUAAUUAAGCAUCAAAAAAUAUAUUUUGCUUUGCAUUUUCUUUUUUUAC
This is a messenger RNA of Stylophora pistillata, 3168 nucleotides long. RefSeq lists its product as uncharacterized. The record is from RefSeq and is a predicted model, not a curated record. Lineage: Eukaryota; Metazoa; Cnidaria; Anthozoa; Scleractinia; Pocilloporidae.